This is a messenger RNA of Dipodomys ordii (Ord's kangaroo rat), 381 nucleotides long. RefSeq names its product keratin-associated protein 4-7-like. The record is from RefSeq and is a predicted model, not a curated record. Lineage: Eukaryota; Metazoa; Chordata; Mammalia; Rodentia; Heteromyidae. The coding region runs from base 1 to 381 and encodes 126 amino acids. The transcript has a single exon.
AUGGUCAACUCCUGUUGUGGCUCCACCUGCUCUGAGGAGGGCUGCUGCCGCCCCAGCUGCUGCAUCUCCAGCUGCUGCAGGCCCCAGUGCUGCACCUCUAGCUGCUGCCGGCCCACCUGCUGCAUUUCCAGCUGCUGCAGACCCUGCUGCCAGUCUGUGUGCUGCCAGCCCUGCUGCCGCCCCAGCUGCUGCAUCUCCAGCUGCUGCCGCCCCAGCUGUGGAGGCUCCAGCUGCUGCCGGCCCUGCUGCCGGCCCUGCUGCUGCCUGCGUCCAGCGUGUGGCCAGAUCUCCUGCCACACCACUUGCUAUCGCCCCACCUGCGUCAUCUCCACCUGUCCCCGCCCCAUGUGCUGUGCCAUCCCUUGCUGCUCAGCCUGCUGA